This is a messenger RNA of Chaetomium globosum CBS 148.51, 1149 nucleotides long. RefSeq lists its product as uncharacterized. The transcript has 3 exons. Lineage: Eukaryota; Fungi; Ascomycota; Sordariomycetes; Sordariales; Chaetomiaceae. Gene Ontology annotation, molecular function: ATP hydrolysis activity; ATP binding; DNA clamp loader activity. The record is from RefSeq and is a predicted model, not a curated record. Bases 1 to 1149 code for a protein of 382 amino acids. Gene Ontology annotation, cellular component: DNA replication factor C complex; nucleus. Gene Ontology annotation, biological process: DNA repair; DNA-templated DNA replication.
AUGUCAAACUUCUUCGACCUCAAGGCCCGAAAGGCGGCGGCUGCUAAUGGGACGACAUCGAGCAGCACAGAAAAGCAGAAAAGCGAAACCACGAGGGUACAGCCUUGGGUCGAGAAAUAUCGACCCAAGACACUCAGCGAUGUGACAGCCCAAGACCACACCAUCACCGUCCUCGAACGGACGCUCCAAGCCUCCAACCUUCCACACAUGCUCUUCUACGGCCCUCCCGGCACAGGCAAAACCUCGACCAUCCUCGCGCUCGCCAAGGAGCUCUACGGCCCGGAGCUAAUGAAGUCGCGCGUGCUGGAGCUCAACGCGUCGGACGAGCGGGGCAUCUCGAUCGUGCGGGAGAAGGUCAAAGACUUUGCGCGCACGCAGCUGACCAACCCGCCGGCGGGCUACAAGACGCGGUACCCGUGCCCGCCCUUCAAGAUCAUCAUCCUGGACGAGGCCGACAGCAUGACCCAGGACGCCCAGAGCGCCCUGCGCCGCACCAUGGAGACGUACAGCAAGAUCACGCGGUUCUGCCUGAUCUGCAACUAUGUGACUCGCAUCAUUGACCCGCUGGCGAGUCGCUGCAGCAAGUUCCGCUUCAAGAGCCUCGACCAGGGCAAUGCCCGCCGCCGGCUGGAGGAGAUUGCGCGGUUGGAGGGGGUGCCCAUCGAGGACGCGGCCGUGGAUGCGCUUAUCAAGUGCAGCGAUGGUGAUUUGAGAAAGGCGAUUACCUUCUUGCAGAGUGCCGCUCGGUUGGUGGGUGCCAGCGCCUCGGUGGCUGGCGGCGAGGAUGGUGAGGCGAUGGAUGUGGACAAGAUGGUGACGGCCAAGGUUGUGGAGGAUAUUGCUGGUGUGAUCCCAGACAGUACGAUCCAGGCGCUGGUCCAGGCAAUGCGACCGCGGGCUGCUGGCGAGACGUACCAGGCAAUUGCCAAGGUGGUGGAGGAGAUGGUUGCCGAUGGGUGGAGCGCCGGGCAGACUAUGACACAACUCCAUUCGGCUGUUGUCUACGACGAGACGAUUCCCGAUAUCCAAAAGAACAAGAUCGUUAUGGUCUUUUCUGAGACCGACAAGAGGCUGGUGGACGGAGCGGAUGAGCACCUCUCGAUAUUGGAUCUUGCACUUCGCAUCUCGGGGAUUAUGGCGGGGCGGUAA